Messenger RNA from Drosophila busckii, 954 nucleotides. Its product is annotated as rab-like protein 3. Gene Ontology annotation, biological process: intracellular protein transport. The record is from RefSeq and is a predicted model, not a curated record. The transcript has 3 exons. Gene Ontology annotation, molecular function: GTPase activity. Gene Ontology annotation, cellular component: endomembrane system. Lineage: Eukaryota; Metazoa; Arthropoda; Insecta; Diptera; Drosophilidae. The coding region runs from base 103 to 915 and encodes 270 amino acids.
UUUUCAAAAUACAUAAGCACACUAUCAUCCAGCAGUAUCCGCAACGUAAACAAAACAAUGCAUAUUUAAUAAAUUGCUUUAUUUUAAAUUGUAUGCACCGACAUGAACAACAAUCGCGUCCGCAUUGUAAUUGUAGGCGAUUCAGGCGUGGGAAAAACUUGUUUAACACACUUAAUAGCGCACAAUGAAUCACUUAUACGCCCAGGUUGGACAGUGGGCUGCAACAUACAGGUGAAGAUACAUGAAUUCAAGGAAGGCACCGCACGACAGUGUCCCUAUUUUGUGGAGCUGUUUGACAUUGGCGGCUCGCUGAGUCACAAAAAUACCAGAAGUGUCUUUUAUAACUGUAUACACGGCAUCAUACUGGUGCACGAUCUGACCAAUGGAAAAUCACAGGAGCAGCUACUCGAUUGGCUUUAUGAAAUAGUCAACAAGGACGGCAAGGAUACAUACAAGUGCCGCGGCAGCUCACUGCCGCCUUCACCUUUGCCCAACUAUAGUGAGGAGCCGCAUCUGCGUUUUGAUCUGGAAGAGUUUCUGGGUGCAACGCAGAUACCCAUACUGGUGAUGGGCACCAAGCUGGAUCUGAUAGAUGAGAAGCGCCAGCCCAAGACGGCGGUAAAGAAGGCAGGCGGAAUAGCUGACAAGUGCGGCGCUGAGGAGAUCUGGCUAAACUGUCGUGAUACACGAAGUCUGGGCGCAGGGACAACGGAUGCUGUAAAACUUUCACGCUUCUUCGACUGCGUCAUUGAGAAGCGCGAGUAUAAUAAUGGUGGUGGCGGUGGCAGUAGUGGCGGCAACAUUGAUAGACGUCGACCCGUGCCACAGUCCAGCAACACCAAUGAUUACCUCAACUAUGUGCCCAAGCCCAGCACUGCUGCUGUGCCGUUGCUGGAAACAAGUGAUCUUAAAUAAAAGUUAACAAGCUCUUUCAUAAGUCAAUUGUUGUCUAAU